AUGGCUUGUGAUGGAGAAAUACUAGUAAGUUUAGUGGAAAUAAGACCAUCCAUUUAUGAUUUUGGAGACAAGGACCAUAGCAAUCGAAUUGUGCAAGACAAGUUAUGGGAAGAAAUAAGUAAAGAAAUGAAUGUUGAUGUGUCGGUAUGCAAAAGUAAGUGGACUAGUCUUCGUAAUUCAUUUGCAAGGGAACUUCGUGAACUCAAAAAUUAA
Molecule: messenger RNA, 213 nt
Organism: Macrosiphum euphorbiae (potato aphid)
Lineage: Eukaryota; Metazoa; Arthropoda; Insecta; Hemiptera; Aphididae
Source: the annotation of a GenBank genome assembly